GGUCACCGGCGGCGCCCGGGCGACCACUGCAGUCGACUCCCCGACUCCUGUCCCCGCAUCAUCCGUAAGCCUCCUAAACAAAGCCCCCCGUCAGAGCAGAUCAAAAAUGGCCUUCUCAAGUUUACUCCACGAUGCUGAGGUCACUGCAGCCCUGGACGCAUGCAAAGCUGCCGGAUCGUUCGACCACAAGAAAUUCUUCAGCGCCUGCGGCCUGGCCCACAAGUCCAUCGACGACUUGAAGAAGGCUUUCGCCAUCAUCGAUCAGGACCACAGCGGUUACAUUGAGGAGGAGGAGCUCAAGCUGUUCCUGCAGAACUUCAAGUCAGGUGCACGCACCCUGAACGACGCCGAGACCAAGGUUUUCCUCAAGGCCGGCGACACCGACGGAGAUGGCAAGAUUGGCGUUGAUGAGUUCACCACCUUGGUCAAGCAUUAAACCGGGGCAACAGACUAACAAGACCUGCUCUGAUGGAACAACAACACCCACGUCGAACCUCCCCCCCUUUUCAUCUGAACAGAAAUCAUUUUUAUACAUUUGCCGAAGAGACAUUUCCUCCUACGCAACACGCUGUCCAGAAAAAGUAAAGAAAGAAAUGGUGAUUGUGACUGUUCAUGUCUUGAAUAUUCAUUUUUGCUUUCUGUCAAAUCUAUGCACUUUCCAGGAACAUAACGGUGGAAAAGAAUAAAUAUUCUUUUGGCUGCGGUCUUAUUGGAGGUUUACCACGUGUCUUUUCAAGUAUGUGAACAUCUGAAAAGCGCUUAAUAAAAGGUGUG
Entelurus aequoreus (snake pipefish) is the source of this 774-nucleotide messenger RNA. Its product is annotated as parvalbumin beta-like. The transcript has 5 exons. Gene Ontology annotation, cellular component: cytoplasm; nucleus. Gene Ontology annotation, molecular function: calcium ion binding. NCBI's taxonomy places the organism in Eukaryota, Metazoa, Chordata, Actinopteri, Syngnathiformes, Syngnathidae. The record is from RefSeq and is a predicted model, not a curated record. Bases 107 to 436 code for a protein of 109 amino acids.